AAAAAAAAUAAAAAAAAAUCAUAGGAGAGAUAGAGGAAAAAUAGAAGGUUGACUCCUUCCCCCCUCUUGCCCCUUCCUGGAAAAACCCUAAUCCGCAAGAAACCAUCGUGUCAUUAUUCUAACAUUCAAUUGAUCUGAUUGUAAUUCAUAUCGACAACCUGUAAGUGUAAACAUCAACGAUGUCAUCGGAGAUCGAGGUUGUUGACGAAGUCCAAGAAUCUAGAGAUCGUGAUGCUACCACCGGGAACGGGAAUGGAACGACAGAGGGCGGAGUAGAUGAAGACAGUUUGAGGGACGAUGUUUAUACUGCAGCUGCGUACGGUGAUUUGGAGAAGCUUCAGAGAUUGGUGGAGUCGGAAGGUUGCUCCGUUUCACAGCCGGAUAACCACGGGUAUUACGCUUUGCAAUGGGCGGCCCUCAAUAAUCGUGCUGCUGCUGCCCAAUACAUCAUUCAGCAUGGUGGAGAUAUAAAUGCUACAGAUCUUACUGGACAAACAGCAUUACACUGGAGUGCUGUUCGAGGAGCUAUUCAAGUUGCAGAGCUUUUGCUCCAUGAAGGUGCUCAGAUUAAUGCUGCUGAUAUGUAUGGAUAUCAGACAACUCAUGUUGCUGCUCAAUAUGGUCAAACAGCCUUGCUUUAUCACAUUGUCACAAAGUGGAAUGCAGACCCUGAUCUUCCUGAUAAUGACGGAAGAAGCCCCUUGCAUUGGGCUGCAUAUAAAGGUUUUGCAGACUGUAUUCGGCUUCUUCUAUUUCUCGAUGCAUACAGAGGUCGCCAAGACAAAGAAGGUUGUACACCUCUUCAUUGGGCCGCUAUAAGGGGAAACUUAGAGGCAUGUACAGUGCUUGUGCAAGCAGGAAAGAAAGAGGAUUUAAUGGUGACUGAUAACACUGGUCUCACACCAGCACAGCUCGCGUCUGAUAAAAACCAUCGACAAGUUGCUUUUUUCCUUGGUAAUGCUAGGAGGAUGUUGGAUAAACGUUGGGAUGGAAACAGUACCAUAGGGAAACUUUCAAAACUAGGAUUAGCACCAGCACUUUUAUGUGUAAUAUUUGUGCUACUUUUGACCUUUAUUAAUUCUGUCAUUAUGGCUCCAAAUUUGCCUAAAAUGGCAGCUGGUUCUGCAUUUAUUGCAUGGAUUGCUGUACUAUUGGCAAGUGCAGGAUUGGUAUUGUUUUAUCGGUGUAGUUGCAAAGAUCCAGGUUAUGUUAAAACAAACAGACAUGAUUCACAAAAUAUGAAAGAUGAUGAGCCUUUACUGAAGAUUGAGCUUGGUGAUCCUGCUUUGCUAGCUGGUAACUGGUCUCAACUUUGUGCAACUUGUAAGAUUGUACGACCUGUUCGUUCGAAGCAUUGUUCAACAUGUGAUCGAUGUGUUGAGCAAUUUGACCAUCAUUGCCCCUGGGUGUCUAAUUGCAUUGGCAAGAAGAAUAAAAGGGAUUUCUUGGGCUUCCUAGUUCUUGAAGUUUUUGCCAUGCUGAUAACUGGCACAGUUGCUCUUACAAGAGUUUUAACCGACCCAAUGGCUCCAUCUACUUUUGGAGCAUGGCUAAACCAUGCUGGCAACUAUCACAUGGGUGCUUUAAUAUUCAUAAUUUCAGAUGGUUUUCUCUUCAUGGGUGUUGCAGCCUUAACAUCUAUGCAAAUCUCUCAGGUUGGGAGAAAUAUAACUACAAAUGAAAUGGCAAACAUGAUGCGAUAUAGCUACUUAAGAGGACCCGGGGGUCGAUUUAGAAACCCGUAUGACCACGGGUGCAAGAAAAACUGUUGGGAUUUAUUUGUGAAUGGUUACAAUGAAGACAUAGAGUUGAUUGAAGAAGUAGCUCGAUCGCAUGAGAUUAAUAUGAUGCCUAUGACUAGAAAUUUGGACCAACAAAACGGGAAUGGAAAUGAGCAUUCCAUUGAUGUGAAUAACAACUUGAAUUCACAUGUUCAUUCUUCUAAUUGUUCACAUGGGAAUCAAGGGAAAACUAAAACCGAUUCUGGCCCGUUGGGGUUGGGGUUGGGGUUAGGGUGGAAUUCGCGGGCAUGAUUUUUAUAUUUGGUUUGGAGACAUAUGGAUA
Lactuca virosa is the source of this 2064-nucleotide messenger RNA. Lineage: Eukaryota; Viridiplantae; Streptophyta; Magnoliopsida; Asterales; Asteraceae. The record is from the annotation of a GenBank genome assembly.